Molecule: messenger RNA, 1923 nt
Organism: Panonychus citri (citrus red mite)
Lineage: Eukaryota; Metazoa; Arthropoda; Arachnida; Trombidiformes; Tetranychidae
Product: proton-coupled zinc antiporter SLC30A2-like
Exons: 3
Coding region: 428-1558 (376 amino acids)
Biological process (GO): zinc ion transmembrane transport; response to zinc ion
Cellular component (GO): plasma membrane
Molecular function (GO): zinc ion transmembrane transporter activity
Source: RefSeq, a predicted model, not a curated record
CGAGCAGAGUGCAAAUUAGAAUCAACCUCAUAUUGGUCCACGAUUGUCUAUUAAUUGUUGAUUAUUAUGAUUGUGAUUCCUUUUUUCCAUCAACUUAAUCAUCCUCAUCACUAAUCAGCCUCAUCCACCACCAUCACCUCCUCCUCCUCCUCCACAUCCUAUUAAUACCUUAACUUUGAUGCGACAAAACUUUUUGUAUUUUCCUCAUCCCAACAUCAUCACAAUCAUUAUCAAAUUAAUUGUCAUCUUAUUGGGAAUUGAUUGUUUACUUUUGAUUGCUUUUAAUUAUUCUUAGCAAUUACCUUUUUAACUUUUUACUAUUCACUUUUUAACCGGUUGAUUGUUGAGUUUUUUAAAACUUUUUCGUGUCUUUUUUGUUCAAUUGUUUGGUUAACAGUUAAUUGUUGUGAUUUAAUUGUUGGUGAUCAUGAGUAAAUAUGGAGAUAGUCAGGUAUUGACAUCUAUUUACCAAUCGUCCAUCAUGGAUGAUUAUCAUUGCCAUUCGGGCGAUCGAUACGAUAAGGCCGAUACAGUGGCUCGAAAGCGCUUAAUCUGGGCCAGUAUUAUUUGUCUCCUCUUCAUGGUGGUUGAAAUUGUCGGCGGGUUAAUGGCCAAUUCACUGGCCAUUGCCACUGAUGCCGCUCAUCUGUUGACCGAUUUUGCUUCAUUCAUGAUCAGUCUUUUCUCAAUUUGGUACGCAUCUCGACCUGCAACUAAACGAAUGUCCUUUGGUUACUAUCGAGCCGAAGUUAUCGGUGCUCAAAUUUCCGUGAUUCUAAUCUAUGUAGUGACCGGAAUUCUACUCUACUGUGCUGUCCAGCGUCUGGUCACUGAACAAUAUGACAUUCAGCCCACUUAUAUGCUGGUUACAAGUGCAUUCGGAUUAAUUGUAAAUAUCAUUAUGGGUGUUGCCUUACAAGCGGGCGGAAUACCUCAUGGUCACUCUCAUGGACAUUCACAUGGACACUCACAUGGAUCUUCAGAUGAGACCAGUCAUCAUUUUGAUCACCACUCUUAUCCCAAUUAUCACUCAGUUGAAAAUGGUGCAGUUAAUGGUAAUCACCAUGGGCACGGAAAAUCAAACAUCAACGUGCGAGCGGCUUUUAUUCACGUACUAGGUGAUUUCUUUCAAAGUCUCGGUGUUUUUGUCGCAUCUCUGGUCAUCUACUUUAAACCCGAAUGGUCAUUCAUCGAUCCAAUUUGUACUUUUCUUUUCUCCAUUCUCGUACUUUUAACGACCUUUAACAUAAUCAAAGACGUUUUCAAUGUCCUAAUGGAAGGGAUUCCAAGGGGAAUCGAUUUCGUGAAAGUCUACCAAGUGAUGGACACAAUUCCGGGAGUAGUUAAGGUUCACAAUCUACGAAUCUGGUCACUGAACAUGGAUAAAGUCGCUCUAUCGGCUCACAUAGUGACAGGUAAAGAUGAAGAUCGAACUCGAAUUUUGAGAAAAGUUUCCGAUCGAUUAAAAUCUGAAUUCGAUAUUUUUGAAUUAACUCUACAAGUGGAAGAGUAUAAAGUGGAAAUGGAUAAUUGUGAUCAAUGUCAAGUGCCCAACUAAUUAAACACAGAAUCUUAAUUGUGAUUUAUCUCUGACCAGAAAAUGUAAUUACCAAGAAGCUUUUUGGUUGAUAUUCAAUAGUUAAUUGUUCCUAUUGUAAAUCAGAAAUCAUGACAACAGAUUAUCAGUUGACUGUUAAUUCAUCAUCUACAAUAAGUGAAACUUAAUUUAGUUAAUUAGUCGAUGAUUAAAAGGAAAACCUAUUAAUAAGAUUAACACUGAUAACAAUUAAUCAUUUUAAAAAAUCAUUGAGAAUUUAAAUUUCUCAUCAAUUGUUCAUAAGAAAAUCUUAAUUUUUUGUUUUUUUGUUUCUAAUUUGUUUUUCAUGAAAUCAAUAAAUCAUUCAUUAGUUUAACCCAAUUGAA